GCGGGGGCGGCGUGGGCGGCGGUCGCGGUCCGCACACUCCGCGACAUGGCGCCGCACGCACCGCCUCUGCCGCUGCUGCUGCUGGCGGCCUUAACGGCUGCUGUCACAAACGGGGAGGAGCCCUGCCCGCGCACCCCCGGGCCGCAGUCGACGGUGGCGAGGCUCAAGGACCAGCUGCUGAGCCACUACGUCGCCGAGGAGAUGCCGCCCACCCAGGGCGGCGCGGCGCUGGCCGUCGAGCACGCGGUCCUCAUCAAGCACGUACCGGGGAUCUAUAAUAACGUGGCCGACGUCGAGAUUACAGUCGCUCUGAGUUGGCACGACUCCAGGCUGGAAUGGGACCCCGCUCAGUACGAUUACCUCUGGACUAUCUUAGCAGAUUCUACUACUGUCUGGGUUCCUUUCAUCGGCGUUCAGAGCCACCCGACGAACGUUCCCGACUCGGUGGACCUGACGGAGCACAUGUGCGCCGUGACGAGCUCGGGCGAGGUGAUGUGCAUGCUGGGCAUGACGGUGCUGGCGCACUGCCUCAGCGACUACCGCGGCUGGCCCCAGGACGAGCACAACUGCUCCUUCCACGUCGGCUCCUGGAUGCUCACCAGCGAGCGGCUCUUCCUCAAAGAUCUCCACCUCAGGUCGGCGACGCCGCCCGGCACCUCGUGGCAGGUGGAGCAGCACGGCUUCGCGACGACCAACGCCAGCGUGGGGCCGGACGGACGCGCCCGCAGCGUCACGCACGUCUGGCUGCAGCUACGCCACCGCGAGGCCGUCAUGGCCGUCGCCGCCUACGCCCCCGCCCUCGCACUGACGGUGAUGACGCUGUCAUCACUGUGGCUGCCUUCGGCAUGUGGCGAGCGGCUGGCACUGGUCGCCAUCUCGGUGUUGGCGCACUGCACGGUGCUGGUCUACCUCAGCUGGUGGCUGGAGGGCGGCGCCCGCGCACCUCGCAUCGUGGUGUUCCACCGGGACGGGCUGUGCGCGGCAGGGGCGGCGCUGCUGGUGCUGGUGGCGGCGCAGCGCCUGCAGGCGUCCCGGCGCGCCGCCCCCAGCUGGCUGUCGGCCGGCCUCGCGCGGCUCCGGGCGUCGCCCGCCGGUCCGCUGCUGCUGCCCCCUGCCGCCCAACAGCCUGACCUGCAGCUGAAGCUCAUAUCGUGUGGUGUGCCCCAGCCGGCGGAGGCACCGGCGGCCGACGCCGCCUCCUCCGCCCCCGAGGCCGACGUGGAGGCUGCCGGCACUGGCGGCGGCGACGUAGAAGGCGACGCGACCGGCGGAGGCAGGGACGCGCUGGUCGCCACCACCACUGCCGCCGGCGCCGCCUCCGACGCCGAGUGGUGGGGCGCCGCCUCCGUCCUGACGCAGCGGCUGGGAGCGGCCGGCGUCUGCAGCGCGCUGUUCGCCGCCCUGCUGCGCCUGUUGCUCGCCCACUGACGUCAGGCCGCUCCCCGCCAAUCCCGACGCACUCCUACUCCGAAGCACCGUCACAACUAACUCGACGCCACUACCCCUCGCUGUCGUAUAUAACCACCUAGCGACGCAUUCGAAUAUCAGUGUUUACAAGCGUUCCACACAAUAAUCUCCGCAUUCCGAUGCGACGAGACGAACAGAUAUUCCUAUGUGAUCCGUGACACACGAUCGGAGUUGCGCUUCCUGUGUCUUCUUUGACGAGUUUUCUCGCGAACAUCACUACAGUCGUUUUGCGUGGGGGUACCCACAGCAAACCGAACUUAUUUUUGAAGAUUUAUUUAUUCAAUUAGAAAAAGCCUUUAGCACCCCUCGGAGUACUUACUCUCCACUGAAACAUUUUUUAAAUUCGUCUUCUGUGGUGCCCGACGGCUUUCUGUGUCGUUUUCUUCUUCACUUCAGCACCGUCAGUAAAACGCUCUCGUUUCGUGUCGCUUUCGUGGAAAUAAAAAAAGGUCACAAGCGCCAAGCUCAGUUGGACACGCGAGAUAUGGGGCCCGUGGAUCGUGGCACUUUUGGUCAAAAACUGAUGGACUAUGUUAUCGACACGGUGAAACCAGACGCCCGACUGACGUAAAUGGUGCCUCUUCCGCUGAAAACUAUUAUGCAAUCUUUUCAAAAACAUCCAAUUAGAAAGUCCGGUUAACUACCCGACUCGGUGCAACAAACUCUUCUUUGACGUUCGCCAUCACUCGAGGAACUGUAUUGGGACGAGACGAAAUUGUCCUCCACUGAUUAGAUUCUUGCUUCGAUUCAGCGUCGUAACCGUAGCACUGUGAUUCUCCACCUGUGCAAAAAAGUCUCUGUCAUUUCGGAAAUCUCGCUUUAAAGCGCAGCACGAUUCCACGCAAUGUUGCUUUUCUUCAGCACGAAUCUGGCAGCCACCCUUUUCCAUCCCUACGUCUUCCGUCGAAGUUCGACUAAAUGAGUUCAAAAUCAAUCCAGGCAGAUCCACAAUCGUACGCUGGACACUAGGAUCAGCCUCUAGAAAAAUGGCAAGCGCACAUAACAUGUCACUAAAAAAGUUAUUCAAGCCGAAUGGAACCUAAUCAGCGGCGGUGCUUGGCUCACGGAAUCAGGAAUGGUGAAGAGCCUGCAUGUUGUACAUAAGCUCUCUCUGGAAGGAUAACUCUGUACACUCUCAGUGA
Messenger RNA from Schistocerca piceifrons (Central American locust), 2609 nucleotides. Its product is annotated as neuronal acetylcholine receptor subunit alpha-4-like. The transcript has 9 exons. Gene Ontology annotation, cellular component: membrane; neuron projection; synapse. NCBI's taxonomy places the organism in Eukaryota, Metazoa, Arthropoda, Insecta, Orthoptera, Acrididae. The record is from RefSeq and is a predicted model, not a curated record. Gene Ontology annotation, biological process: monoatomic ion transmembrane transport; nervous system process; signal transduction. The coding region runs from base 46 to 1428 and encodes 460 amino acids. Gene Ontology annotation, molecular function: transmembrane signaling receptor activity; extracellular ligand-gated monoatomic ion channel activity; neurotransmitter receptor activity.